UCACUUCAGUCAAAUAUCUAAAUAAGGAGCUGAAAAGAAGAAAAGAUGUUAAAUUUACAAAACAAACGUGUUGUGAGUUUAGUGCGCCAGGCACGGCAGUUCACAGUUUAUGCACCACUACAGGAAUACAAAAGGUGGUACCCUGAUGAGACAUUUAUUAAACAAUUUUCCGGAUCGGUCAUGUACCCCACACCAGAAACAAACAAGUACUACAGAAUUAUUAGCCACGGCAAACUCUGGCCAGUUGAACGCAAACUUCAGAACAUGAUUAUCAACUUUGGUCCUCAGCAUCCAGCUGCUCACGGCGUUCUGCGUUUAAUAUUGGAACUGGAUGGCGAAACUGUAGUAAGAGCUGACCCUCACAUAGGUUUCCUGCACAGAGCUACUGAGAAACUAAUGGAACAUAAGCAUUAUAACCAAAAUUUACCCUUCAUGGACCGUCUAGAUUACGUGUCCACAUUGGCGAACGAGCAAUGUUUCUGUAUCGCUGUUGAAAAACUUCUCAAUAUUGAAGUACCUCCGAGAGGUAAAGCAAUUAGAGUUUUAUGUGCAGAAUUGAGCCGUAUAGCCAACCAUUUGUUGAAUGUAUCGGGCACUGUACUAGAUGCAGGGGGUAUCACACCUUUUUUCUGGAUGUGCGAGGAACGAGAGAAACUAUACGAAAUGUUUGAAAGACUAUGUGGUGCUAGAAUACACUGCUGCUAUCUUCGUCCAGGCGGCGUGUCCCAAGAUAUUCCUAUUGGUUAUCUGGAUGACGUUUAUGAAUUAUGUAGUAAAUUAGGAAAUCGGUUAGACGAAACUGAUGACCUUGCAACUACGAACCGAUUGUUCUAUGCUAGGUGUGCCGGCAUCGGUGAAGUAAAGGCACAUGAUGCUAUGUCUUUGGGAUUCACUGGAAGUAUGCUUCGCGCUUGUGGAGUUAAAUGGGAUCUUAGGAUAUGCAUGCCGUACGAUGGUUAUGAUUUGUAUGAUUUUGAUGGCGUUGUUGGAACAUUUGGUGAUACUUAUGACAGAUAUCUAUUACGUUUUGAAGAAAUGCGCCAGUCUUUGCGUAUUAUCAAUCAAGUAAUUGACACAAUGCCUGAAGGAGAAUUUAAAACAGAUGAUUCCAAAGUUUGCUUUCCUUCACGGAAAGAAAUGAAAACUUCAAUGGAGUCCUUAAUUCAUCAUUUUAAGUUGUGCAGUGAAGGGUAUCCAGUGCCACCUGGAUUUACUUACACCGCGACUGAAGCUCCAAAAGGCGAAUUGGGUAUAUACAUGGUGGCCGAUGGAACGUCGAUUCCGUAUCGUGUCCAUUUACGUCCAAGUUCCUUUACAUCAUUAAUGGGUAUGUCUGUAAUAGGCCCUCGCUUAAUGCUAGCCGAUAUAGGCGUGCUCCUUGCGUCAAUAGAUGUUGUGUUUGGAGAUAUUGAUCGUUAA
Messenger RNA from Helicoverpa zea (corn earworm), 1419 nucleotides. RefSeq names its product NADH-ubiquinone oxidoreductase 49 kDa subunit-like. The coding region runs from base 46 to 1419 and encodes 457 amino acids. Gene Ontology annotation, molecular function: NADH dehydrogenase (ubiquinone) activity; quinone binding; NAD binding. Lineage: Eukaryota; Metazoa; Arthropoda; Insecta; Lepidoptera; Noctuidae. The transcript has a single exon. The record is from RefSeq and is a predicted model, not a curated record. Gene Ontology annotation, biological process: mitochondrial electron transport, NADH to ubiquinone.